UGAAAUUUUGGGCUUGUGCGGACAUGUGUUAACAUCCUGUUAAAACACCAAAGGAUGCAACUGUUUAGACUUUUAUAAGAGAAGUGACAGAUACACUUUCUCUGUGAAUACUGGAAGAAGAGAGAAGCUUUAACGUGUCUCUGUCCGCAGCUUAACAGGAGAAAUGGAUGAGCCGUCUCAUCAGCAUUCCAUUCUCCCAGCUAUCUUGCUGGUUUUGGUAUUAGCUUUAGUAAACGUUGCCUGGUGGGCAACUAUGAUUGCUGCCAUUGUUGUCGGAGGAAUAAAUCUGAGCAACUGUCCUCUUCAGCCAUACAUCCCCAUCUACCUGAUCGUGUUUGGAGUGAGCAGCAUCCUCUCGCUGUCUUUGAGCUCCAGCAAGAGCCAGGGGGAAAGCAGCAAUGGAUCCACAUGCUUGAUGACCCUUCUGCACAUCUUCAAUCUCUGCUGGAUUAUUGCAGGUAGCUGCUGGAUCUAUCCCAUUUAUCCUCCCAAGUACGAUUCUGGAGUAGAUCUGUACUGCCACAGGGAAACCUACCUGUUUGCCUUUGGUGUCACCACCCUGGUGUGGGUCGCUUUAGCAAUCAUAAUUGUCUGCAGUUGUUGCUGUGUUGUGCUGGCCUGCUGUGGAACUGCAUUUGCAAGUAGCAGACUGAUACCCAGCCGUUACUCUUUCCAUGGUGCAACAACACAAGGUUCUGUGGGGGACGUGUGAUUUUAAAUGUGUUUGUCUCUCAAAAUGUGUAAGGUAUUCACCUUACAGAGUCUGACUGGAAUUAAGUUUAUUGAUUCUGCUCAUUUUGAUUGUGAAUUCUAUUGAUGUACUGUUACUUUUGUCAGUUAUAGCUUAUAGCACAGCAUACAUAAAGACAGUGUUACUAAAAAUGUCCUGUUAAAAUUUAAAGAAACGUGCCUUACAUAACUUGAAUAUUAUGUGGCUGUUAUUUUUGCAACAUUUAUUAAUGACUUGGUUUGUUUGUAUCUUGUUUGUUAAUCAGUUUGGACCAGUGGCUUUGUCUAAGAUCAAGAUCUGUCUUAGAUCUGCAAACCGUCAAAACGCAACUGCAAUGUCACACCAUGUGCUUCCUGUUUUUUUUUUUCUAUCAAAAUCAGUCAGCUGGUUUUUGCUGUGAUACUUUUGAAGAUAAUGUAAUGGCAGCUAAAACUUGAAUAUUGACACGUGAAUAAAGCAAAUCAGGCUACGG
This is a messenger RNA of Cheilinus undulatus (humphead wrasse), 1202 nucleotides long. RefSeq names its product transmembrane protein 272-like. The transcript has 5 exons. The record is from RefSeq and is a predicted model, not a curated record. NCBI's taxonomy places the organism in Eukaryota, Metazoa, Chordata, Actinopteri, Labriformes, Labridae. The coding region runs from base 164 to 712 and encodes 182 amino acids.